Messenger RNA from Apis mellifera (honey bee), 1684 nucleotides. RefSeq names its product NF-kappa-B inhibitor cactus. NCBI's taxonomy places the organism in Eukaryota, Metazoa, Arthropoda, Insecta, Hymenoptera, Apidae. Gene Ontology annotation, molecular function: protein binding. The record is from RefSeq and is a predicted model, not a curated record. The transcript is spliced from 3 exons. Bases 560 to 1549 code for a protein of 329 amino acids.
UAAAUAAAUUUUACAGAAUAAACAAUUUGAAAAGAUGGAUUAUAACUCCCUUACCUUUUAUAUGUACCUUUUAUAUAUAUUUACUACUACCUGAAAGUAAUGAAUUUUCCUAUUCCCAUGGAUUUUAUUUUCCCCCUCCACUCGCGUCUAGGACACACCAUCCUAAAAUAUUUGGCGCGUCAGUUUAUAUUCGAUUAGUUCGUCCUUAGGAAUCGCAUUGAGCAGAGUUUUUAUUUAGUAAACUUGACAAUUAUUUUGUUUUCCUUUUUUUUAUCGAAUAAGCAAAUUUUUAUUUAUUCAAUCUCUGUCGUUAAAAAAAUUUUUAUUUCUAAAGUAUAAAUAUAAUUGUGGACGAAUAAAAUAAAGAUAAAGAUAUUUUUAUUCAAGGAGAAAAGAAUCAAGUGAAAUUAUAAAGAUCGCGACUUUAACUAUUCCUUUGAAAAGAUACGUGACUAUCGAAAUUUUAAAAAGGUAUAAAUACAGUGUUUGUCAUUUAUCACGAGUGAGAAAAAAAGUGAAUUUCAUUUAGUGAUUGAAUAUUAAUAAAAAAAAAACAAAGAUGUGGAAUGGAUAUUUAGAAUGGGUACCAUUAGAUUAUUAUUACUACCCACAACAAGGAACGUACGAAAAUUAUUAUUCUUCAAACUGUCCUAUUAAUCCUACAUAUGAAAAUUUCCAAACUAAUAAUCCGCAAUAUUAUUAUCAAUCAUCGUGUACAAACACAAAUACAAAUUUUGACUUAAACAAUGAUUUAAAUCAGUUAAUGAAUAAUGAAAUAAUAAAUAAUGAACAAAGUGAACCUGUUUUCCAAAUGUUUUCGGGAAAUGUCGAAGACAUGACUAUGAGGCAAUAUGAAUAUGAGCAAUUUAUAUUAAAUGAACUAUGGCAGAGCAAUUACACACAGACCCUUAAAGGUGAUCCAAUACUUCAUUGGACCAUAAUGCAAGGUCUUGUAGAGUCUGCAUGUACCAUGAUAAAAACGACACCAGAAUAUGAUCUUUUAAAUAUCUUGAAUAGUGAUGGUCAAUCACCUUUGCACCUGGCCGUACUGGCAAAGCAACCGAGGAUUAUUAGAGAAUUAGUUCUGGCUGGUGCAAAUCUAGAAGUGACAAAUUUUCGUGGAAACACACCGCUUCAUUUGUCAUGUUCGAUCGGCGAUUUUCAAUCGGCAUAUGCCCUCAUUAGUCCUUUAAAUCCAAUGGAAUAUUAUUAUCUUCGUCCUGGAAGAAAGGUGCCCACCUUACCCCAAAAUUUUGAAUUACGGAAUUACGAAGGACAAAUGUGUAUACAUAUUGCCGCUUCAUCGAAUUAUCUAGACCUUGUACGACUUCUGGUAGAUUAUGGUGCGAAUACUGAGGCCAGGGAGGGUUUGACAGGAAGGACUGCUCUUCAUAUAGCUAUAGAACGAGGAUAUGAAUCAAUGAUUACGUUUCUUCUUCAAAAAAGUGAAAGUUGUUUAAGGACAAAAACCUAUGGUGGAAAGACGGCAUAUCAGUUAGCUCGAAGUUCUAACAGUAAAUAUACAAAAAUAUUGUCAAAGAAACGUUAACGAAUUAUCUUCUUGAUUUUGACAACAAUGAUUUCGCGAUUAAUCAAUAAUUUUAAGAAAAUUAUUAAUUUUUGUUGUAUAACUACUAAUUAAUUAAUAUCAGUUAAUAUUUAAUUGCUAUCAAUUGUAAAUUAA